Messenger RNA from Argentina anserina (silverweed cinquefoil), 2995 nucleotides. Its product is annotated as glutamate receptor 2.7-like. Gene Ontology annotation, molecular function: signaling receptor activity; ligand-gated monoatomic ion channel activity. Bases 11 to 2767 code for a protein of 918 amino acids. The record is from RefSeq and is a predicted model, not a curated record. Gene Ontology annotation, cellular component: plasma membrane. The transcript has 5 exons. Lineage: Eukaryota; Viridiplantae; Streptophyta; Magnoliopsida; Rosales; Rosaceae.
UCAAAACCAAAUGUCUUCUCCCUCUGCAAAGCUUUACAAAGUCAAAACGAUUUGGUUCUUGUCUUCUCUGCUUAUCUCUUUGUUCAUCAUUCUCUCCAAUGGAGUUGCAGCUCAAAAUGAUGUCAGAGUCACAAACGUUGGAGCCAUCAUUGAUCUUAAUUCUCGUAUCGGUAUUGAGCAGAAAGCUGCCAUGGAAAUUGCAGCUGAAAGCUUCAACAAGAAAUCCAACACUCAUGAACUAAUCAUCCAUUUUCGAAACUCAAGCUCAGAACCCUUUCUUGCUGCUUCUGCUGCUGAAGAGCUUAUGAAGGAAGAAAAAGUACAAGUGAUUGUUGGCAUGGAGUAUUGGCCAGAAGCAGUUCUAGUAGCUGAUCAUGUGAAAAACCAAUCUCAAGUUGUUCCUGUAAUUUCAUUUGGUGCACCUCUUAUAACUCCACCACUAAUCCAAAAACGGUGGCCUUUCUUAAUACGAAUGACAAGUGAUGGAUCAGGUCUAAUGAAAUGCAUUGCAGACAUAGUUGCUGCAUACAGUUGGAGAAGAGUUGUUGUGAUAUAUGAAGACGAUGGUUAUGGUGGUUAUGUUGGCUUGCUAGGUCUUUUAUCUGAGGCUCUUCAGGAUGCUAAUGCAAAGAUUGAGCAACAUCUGGUUCUCCCAAAGUUUUCUUCUCUAUCUAAUCCUAAUUGGGAUGAACUAGAAGAGCUGUUGAAGCUUCCCACUUUUCAGUCUCGGGUGUUUAUUGUUCUUCAAGCAUCGUUACCUACAGUGAAUAAUUUGUUCAGAGUGGCUAAGAAGAUGGGACUUGUAGGAAGAGACUCAGCUUGGAUAUUGACAGAAUGUAUCACCAGUUUGCUUGACCCUCAAGGUGACAAUAAUAUGGAAGGAGCUCUGGGAAUCAGCACCUACUAUACUCAUAAGUCUAGUUCUUAUGAUGAAUUCCAGAGGGAAUUCCAAACCAAGUAUGAAGACGGAAAUAGCUCCAAGCCAGGAAUUUAUACUCUUCGAGCAUACGAUACUAUUGGUGUCAUUUCACAAGCCAUAGAAAAAAUGCCUAAUAACGCAACUAGUACUAGUCUUCAGAAGAUGAUAGAGAGUUUGUUGAGCACUUACAAGGGUUUAAGUGGGACUAUGCACUUGAAAGGAGGUGAAACACAGUUGGAUUCUCCAAAAUUCAAGAUCCUUAAUGUUGUGGGUGGGAAGAUGAACACAGAGUUAAACUUUUGGACACCCAAUUUUGGGUUUUCUGAAGGCAUUGGCGUAAAUAGAACAGAUGGUGUUGGUAAAGUAAUAUGGCCUGGGAACCUAACACGUACCCCGAAAGGAUGGGCAAUGCCAAGUGUAGACAAGCCAAUGAAAAUUGGGGUUCCAGGUAACACUUCCUUCAGCAAAUUUGUAAAAGUGGAGUAUAAAGACAAUCCAGAUGAGAAUACCUAUGAUGGUUUCUGCAUUCAAAUUUUUGAUAAGGUUUUAAGUCGUUUGGGGUAUCCUCUGCCGUAUGAGUUUCAUGCUCACACUGGAACCUAUGAUGAACUGGUUGAAAAAGUCCAUAACAAGACGUAUGAUGCUGUUGUUGGUGAUAUAACCGUUCUAGCUGACCGAAUGGACUUGGUGGAAUUCACUCAGCCGUAUAUGGGGUCUGGAUUGUCAAUGAUAGUACCAGAAGUAACUGAUGAGGAGGCAGCAUGGAUGUUUAUGAAACCUUUCACAUGGCAAAUGUGGGUGGUGACCGGUUCCAUCCUAAUCUACACAAUGUUGAUAGUAUGGUUCCUAGAGCAUCCAACUAAUCCUGAAUUUAAAGGUCCAUUGAAGGAUCAAGUUGGUACAGCAGUUUGGUUCACCUUCUCCUCUUUGUUCUUUGCUCACAGAGAAAAGGUCUAUAGCAACUUAACUCGAGUAGUUUUUGUGGUAUGGCUCUUUGUUGUAUUGAUCCUAACCUCGAGCUACACUGCUAAUCUCUCUUCAAUGCUCACCAUUCAACGACUGCAACCGAAUGUAACAGACAUCCAAAUGCUAAAAGACACCAAUGCACCAAUUGGUUUGGAUGGGGAUUCAUUCGUGUACAAGUAUAUGGUGGAUGUUAUUGGAUUCAAAUCAAGUAACCUGAUCAAUGUGUCAACUGAAUACAACUACACAGGGAACUUCAAAAACAAAACAAUAUCAGCUGCCUAUCUCGAACUCCCCUACGCUGAUGUAUUCAUGAACAAGUAUUGUCAAGGAUAUACUGCUACCACUCCUACCUUCAGAUUUGGAGGCUUAAGCUUUAUAUUUCAGAAAGGCUCUCCAAUAACCAGGGAUUUCACUAAGGCCAUAUUAGAGCUAUUGGAGAAUGGAGAGAUUAAGAAACUUCAAAAUGAGUGGCUAACUCCAGAGGAGGAGUGCUCAGGAAAUUCAACCUCUAAUCAACCAAGAAGCUUGAAGCUCAAUAGCUUUUCUGGCCUUUACGUUAUAUCCGGUGCUACUUCUACAUUUUGUUUUCUUCUAUCUCUUGCUAUCUGGAUGAGGAGGUUUCAGCUCCAUGAAACAAAUGAAGGCAGUGCAAGUCCAAGUGAUGAAACUAUUUGGAACAAAACUGUUAGAAUAGUGAAGCUUUUUAAACUUAGAGAUCUUGAAGUUCCAAAUAGAGCUCCAACUUUUGCUUCUUAUGUUGUGGAUUGUACUCCAAGGUGGGGGGAAUACUCACCUACUGCCAACAAUCCGGAGCAACCUCCGGCGUUCACGCCAGCAGAAAUUGAAUGCAUGCCAGUAGAACAGGCAGAAGCAAGGGUGUAGUUAGGGGUUUUGGAUAUCCAAUGCCAACUAACUGCUUCCUUAAUUCACUAAUUAAUAUGUACUUCUCAUCAGAGUUUAUGCUAAGUAGAAACUCCAUGAGAUUAUUUGUUUUUUCGGUAGAAUACCUUAGAAUGCCAGAUUUGGCGGUAAUGUUACGAUUCAUUACCUUGUAUAUGCUUCUAUGUAAAAACACAUUAUCAAAUAUCAAUACAACUUGUAAACCUUUUA